AUGUGGUAUUGGGAAGGGGAUAUAAGGGGUUGCUAUUCGGUGAAGGAUGGUUAUAGGCGGUUGGGUGUGAUGACUACACAACAAUCUUCUGUGUGGAAUAAUGUUUGGAAGUUGCAGGUCCCCCCAAAAUGGAAGGUGUUUUUAUGGAGAGCCCUUCUGAAUAUUUUGCCCACACUUGAUAAUUUGAUAAUUAGGAGGGUUGUCGAUGUUAAUUCUUGUCCGUCAUGUGGCUUAGAUGUGGAAUGUGUUAUGCAUAUAUUUUGUUCUUGCCCAUAUGCUGUUAAUGUUUGGCAACUUUCUCAAAUUCAAAUUCCUCCUAUUGCAAACAGGAAUUUUGUGCAAUGGGCAGAGGAGUGGCUCGGUGCUACUACGGGUUUCUCUAGUGAAAUGCAAGGCCGUAUUUGCGGUGUGCUCCAUUGUAUCUGGUCUGCUCGCAGCGCUGCUGUGUGGGAUGCAGCACUGCCGGGUCCUAGCGCACUGCUCAGCCGGCUUCACGCGCAUUGGACGGCCUGGUUGGACACCGAGCACCGACGGGUUGCGGCGAUCGGGAGACUUCCAGUCACAGCUCCUGCGCAGGCCACCUCUACUACGCCGAUUCCUUUUUCUUGUUUUGUGGAUGCUAGUUUUCAUCGUCCGCAACGAGCUCCCGCUUUCGGUUUUGUGGUGUUCGGCGGCGAAUUUUCCUUGGUGGUAGCGGCAAACGGUCCCUUGACAUGUCCGUAUGAUCCCCUUCUAGCAGAAGCAAUGGCGUUGUGUGAAGCCCUCUCUUGGUUAAAGGAUAACGGGUACUCAGGUGGCUCAAUCUACACGGAUUCAUCACUUUUGGUUUCUAGUCUUAAUUCUGUUAGUUCGUUUCGCAAUUAUUUUGUUUAUACGCUUUUGGCUUGUAAACAUUUAAUUAAUGCGUUGCCUGGUACUGUAGUUUGUUUUGUUAAUAGGGAGGCCAACCAAGUGGCGCACUCCUUAUCUAAAGAUGUAGCUGCUAUUGCAAUACGUUCUGUUUGGAGGGAUGUUCCUCAUUCGUUUAUUGAGCCCAUGCUGGCUAAUACAAUCUGA
This is a messenger RNA of Ipomoea nil (Japanese morning glory), 1056 nucleotides long. RefSeq lists its product as uncharacterized. The transcript has a single exon. The coding region runs from base 1 to 1056 and encodes 351 amino acids. Lineage: Eukaryota; Viridiplantae; Streptophyta; Magnoliopsida; Solanales; Convolvulaceae. The record is from RefSeq and is a predicted model, not a curated record. Gene Ontology annotation, molecular function: nucleic acid binding; RNA-DNA hybrid ribonuclease activity.